CUCACAUGUAACGUAUCAGUUUGGACCCACUAAACAAACAGCAAUGUUCUCCAAAAUCCUCGCUUUGUGCGCCUUUGUGGCGGCAGCCCGGGCUGGUCUUAUUGCCGAGCCCCACUACUCCCACGCUGGAGCCAUUUCGUCUCAAAGCAUCGUUCGUCACGAUGAGCAGCCCCAUCACGCCGCCAAGCUGACCGCCGCUCCCGUCGCUAAGCUGGCCAUCGCCGCCCCCGUCGCCUACCAUGCCGCUCCCGCUCCCAUCGCCUACCACGCCGCCCCCGCGCCCCUGGCUUACCACGCUGCUCCUGCCCAGGCUCACUACUCCUCUGCCGGCGCUGUUUCCUCCCAGAGCAUCUUCCGCCACGACGAGCAGCCCCAUCAUGCUACCAAGCUGAUCGCCGCUCCCGUCGCUAAACUCGCCGUGGCUGCCCCCGUCGCCUACCACGCCGCUCCCGCGCACUACGCUGCCAGUCCCGUCCAUUACGCCGCCCCUAUCGCUAAGGUGCUCGCGCCCGCCCCCAAGCUGAUCGUCUCUGCCCACCAUCACGAAGAGGAAUACGCUCACCCCAAAUACGAGUACUCUUACUCCGUGGCUGAUGGACACACCGGCGACAACAAGUCCCAGCAUGAGUCCCGCGAUGGCGACGCCGUGCACGGCGAGUACUCGCUGCUGGAGGCCGACGGCUCCGUGCGCAAGGUGCAGUACUCCGCUGACGACCACAACGGCUUCAACGCGGUGGUGAGCCACUCCGCGCCCGCGCACGCCGCGCACGCGCCCGCUCCCCUCGCCUACCACGAGUUAGUGGUGGGCGAGAAGAGCGGGCGCGUGCGCGGCGUGCGCGGGCGCGGAGUGGCUCACCACCGCGUUGAAGCCGUUGUGGUCGUCGGCGGAGUACUGCACAUUACGCACGGAGCUGUCGGCCUCCAGCAGCGAGUACUCGCCGUGCACGGCGUCGCCAUCGCGGGACUCAUGCUGGGACUUGUUGUCGCCGACGAUCAGCUUGGGGGCGGGCGCGAGCACCUUAGCGAUAGGGGCGGCGUAAUGGACGGGACUGGCAGCGUAGUGCGCGGGAGCGGCGUGGUAGGCGACGGGGGCAGCCACGGCGAGUUUAGCGACGGGAGCGGCGAUCAGCUUGGUGGCAUGAUGGGGCUGCUCGUCGUGGCGAACGAUGCUCUGGGAGGACACAGCACCGGCAGAGGAGUAGUGAGCCUGGGCAGGAGCAGCGUGGUAAGCGACGUGGGCGGGGGCGGCGUGGUAGGCAAUGGGAGCGGGAGCGGCGUGGUAGGCAACGGGAGCGGCUAUCAGCUUGGCGGAGUGAUGGGGCUGCUCAUCGCUGACUUGCACCAUUUGGGGAUUUUCCAUCAACUUCAGCAGCAACUGGAUCAGCAGCAACUAGAUCAGCAGAAACUGGAUCAGCAGCAACUGCAUCAGCAGCCUAAGUACAUCGCCCCAACAACUACGACUGAAAAUCCGAAACUUUCUCAUGUACUAAAUCUUGGCGUCAGAAUUAUACCAAAGCAGGGGAUCCCCUUCAUCACAAUACCGCACGAGCUAAGCAGAAAUACGCCAUUCCAACCGAUUCCGCGUAUAGCUUAUCAUAACAAGUUUAAUGUCGUGUCGGAGAAGCUGGGAGGACCCCAAGCGCACAUACGCUAUCACUUGAAUAAUCCGAAUAAGCAUUUAAUGUUUGUAGACGAGAACGUUUUGAAAUGUAUCAUUCACUGUUUAUACACGACAGAGAAAGCUCACAAAAUGUUCUCCAAAUUAGUGGCCCUUUGCGCGUUCGUGGCUGUCUCCCAGGCUGGUCUCUUGCCUGAGCCCCACUACUCCCACGCCGAAGCCGUCUCAUCCCAAAGCAUCGUGCGUCACGAUGAGCAGCCCCAUCACUCCACCAAGCUGAUCGCUGCUCCCGUUGCCAAGCUGGCUGUCGCCGCCCCCGUGGCCUACCACGCCGCCCCCGCACCCGUUGUCUACCACCACGCUGCUCCCGCUCCCAUCGCCUACCACGCUGCAACCGCCGUCCACUACGCCGCUCCCAUCGCUAAAGUCGUCGCUCACCACGAAGAAGAAAUCGCGUACCCCAAAUACGAGUACACUUACUCCGUGGCUGAUGGACACACCGGCGACAACAAGUCUCAGCAGGAGACCCGCGACGGAGAUGUCGUGAAGGGCUCUUACUCUUUCCACGAGGCUGACGGCUCCAUCCGCACCGUGGAGUACACCGCUGACGACCACAACGGCUUCAACGCGGUGGUGCACAACACCGCCCCCACGCACGCGCCCGCCGUUCUCAAGGCCGCUCCCGUCCUCGUCAAGGCUGCGCCCGUCUACUACCACCACUAAACUGUUAUUCUGAUAUAGGAAAUGUUAUUUAUUGUAAAUAUAGAUACUUGAGAAUGAUAAACGAAUAAAACUAUUUUUAAACCUAAA
This is a messenger RNA of Cydia strobilella, 2428 nucleotides long. RefSeq lists its product as uncharacterized. The transcript has 10 exons. Gene Ontology annotation, cellular component: extracellular matrix. The record is from RefSeq and is a predicted model, not a curated record. Bases 44 to 2341 code for a protein of 765 amino acids. NCBI's taxonomy places the organism in Eukaryota, Metazoa, Arthropoda, Insecta, Lepidoptera, Tortricidae.